Molecule: messenger RNA, 864 nt
Organism: Clonostachys byssicola
Lineage: Eukaryota; Fungi; Ascomycota; Sordariomycetes; Hypocreales; Bionectriaceae
Source: the annotation of a GenBank genome assembly
AUGAGUAUCUCCGGAAGAUACAGAAAGGCCAAAGGGCUCUUUUUGGAAACCCUAACUGGAGAUUUACACCACACCAAUAUACCUCUUGGUAAACUAGGAGAGAUAGCUCAGCGAGAUACGGACAACAUACGUAUCCAUAUCAAACAUAUCAGAACGUUCUUAGCCCAUUUUUUCCAACGCCAACAGCCCCAAGAAGGUAUUAGCGAACCUGCAGGAUCAUCUAUCGGUGCACAAUCAUCCGUCAGCAAGUCUACACAGAAGAAGCGACACCAUAGAGGUACUGGCGAGUCUAAACCUAAGCGCAUCUGCUCAGAGACUGCGAUACCUGAAGUGAAGCUCCCUGAGUCACCCGCUGCCCGGUUCCAGAAGCGCGCGAGCUCAGUCGACCCGGAACAAAAAGCUCCCAUAUUACCUGCUAGCCCCCCAGCCAAGAUUCCUCUCACACCAUCAGCAACCAAGAAGCAGAAGAAGAGCCAACCUGCGCGAAACUCGGCCAAGGAGCACGACAAGAAUCGCUGUAUAAUAACAGGCUCUGCAAACCCGCAGGGCUGUCAUAUUAUACUGUUUACAUGGAAUUCUACAGAUGAGCUACUCGCAAUUGCUCGAGAACUUACACCAACAAACACUGAACUCUUUAGCCCCGAUGAUCCAGAUAUGGUGGUCCUUCUUUGUACUGAAGUGGGAUUCUCAGAUGAAGAUUGGAAUAUACUUAAUUUAUCAGCUCAAUUCCAUAUAUGGUGGGGUAAAGGCUACUUUGACCUCAAGUUUAUCGGAUAUGAGCCUGUUCAAGAAGAACUAGAAGGCUUGGUCGGUGACGGCCUGUUCGCGAUAUCCUGCAAGGCUGUGGCGGGGUCCAGCUUCUAG